UGUAACGUCUCACAGGAAGGAAACAGGGUGAUUCCAAUUAAAAUCCUCGAAGACAGUUUCCUUCCAGAUUCCAAAAUUUCCAUAAUGAAGGCUCUUAUUCUCGUUGGAGGAUUCGGAACCAGAUUGAGGCCACUUACCUUCAGCAUGCCUAAACCACUUGUUGACUUUGGGAACAAACCCAUGAUUUUGCAUCAGAUUGAAGCUCUAAAAGCUGCUGGAGUGAGUGAAGUUGUAUUAGCUAUCAAUCAGCAACAGCCAGAGCUCAUGUUGAAUUUUGUGAAAGAGUAUGAGAAGAAGCUAGAGAUUAAGAUUACAUUUUCCCAAGAAACUGAACCGCUUGGGACUGCAGGGCCUCUCGCUCUGGCUCGGGAUAAGCUCCUCGAUGAGUCAGGCCAACCCUUUUUUGUACUAAACAGCGAUGUUAUCUGCGAAUACCCGUUGCUCGAGAUGAUCGAAUUUCACAAGACUAACUGCGCUGAAGCUUCAAUUAUGGUGACCAAGGUUGAUGAUCCUUCUAAGUAUGGUGUGGUGGUUACAGAGGAAGCUACAUCAAGAGUUGAAAGUUUUGUAGAGAAACCGAAUCAUUUUGUUGGGAACAAGAUUAACGCUGGGAUAUACCUCCUGAACCCAUCUGUUCUCGAGAGGAUAGAGCUGAGACGAACUUCGAUAGAAAAAGAGAUAUUCCCUAAGAUAGCCUCAGAGAAGAAGCUUUACGCGAUGGUGCUACCUGGUUUUUGGAUGGACAUUGGCCAGCCGAAAGAUUACAUAACCGGGCAAAGAAUGUACCUUAAUUCCUUAAGAGAGAAAUCUUCGCAGGAACUGGUCACAGGGGACGACAACAUAAUCGGGAAUGUUGUCGUGGAUGAGAGCGCGGCUAUAGGAGAAGGCUGCUUGAUAGGACCAGAUGUGGUGAUUGGUCCUGGAUGCGUGAUUGAUUCAGGUGUAAGAUUGUUUGGUUGUACUGUAAUGCGCGGUGUUCGGAUCAAAGAACAUGCGUGCAUCUCUAAUAGUAUAGUGGGGUGGGAUUCAACCGUUGGUAAGUGGGCUCGGGUUGUUAACGUAACAGUUCUUGGCAAUGAUGUUCAUGUCGCCGAUGCAGAGGUUUACAACAGCGGUGCUGUUAUCGAAGAGCAAGGUCUGUGAAAUUGGAGACGAGCUCUAGUAGAUUCUUACAAUAUAAAACAUUGAUUUGAUUAGUAGGAAUACUCAAAAACAAUAUUAAUAUUUAGGGAUCCAUCCUUAAAGCAAAGUUUAAUUAUACAGGUUUUUGAUA
Messenger RNA from Capsella rubella, 1273 nucleotides. RefSeq names its product probable mannose-1-phosphate guanylyltransferase 3. Lineage: Eukaryota; Viridiplantae; Streptophyta; Magnoliopsida; Brassicales; Brassicaceae. The coding region runs from base 85 to 1143 and encodes 352 amino acids. Gene Ontology annotation, cellular component: cytoplasm. Gene Ontology annotation, molecular function: GTP binding; mannose-1-phosphate guanylyltransferase (GTP) activity. The record is from RefSeq and is a predicted model, not a curated record. The transcript is spliced from 5 exons. Gene Ontology annotation, biological process: cell wall mannoprotein biosynthetic process; GDP-mannose biosynthetic process.